AUGUCCACCGCAAGUCUUCCGAGCUACUCACCUCCUUCACCUCUACCCAGAACACCCUCCUACACUGCAGAGCCUCUAUCUGAUGAGCGCCGCCUUACCCAAGGGCGCUUACCAAUCCGACGUGUGCGACCUCCAGUUGCUGACGUCGUGAAGCAGAAUAAAUCGGGGACUAUCAGUCUUCGUCUGACGCAGGCCCAGCGAAUAGAGGGCGACAAUCCAGUGUAUGGCGCGCGAGGCCCCGUCGAAGGUACAGUCGAGUUAUCGAGAACAGAUGGCGUGGUAUAUGUGGCCGCGAAGAUCGAAGGAGUACUUAAACUGAAAGAGGUCGCAGCAGGCGGAACAACAACCCUCGUUCUUUGUGACGAGACCGCUUUUCUGUGGCGUAAAGGCAUUGACGACGGACCUUGCCCUAUCCAUCUACCGUUCAGUGUGGUUUUGCCGGCCACCUUUGCGGAUGAGAAAGGUUCAUAUCCUUUACCCCCCACAUAUGAAGCGCACCUAUCAGGGUUACCCGGAUUUCAAGCCAACGUCCAGUAUAGUGUAACAGCUGUAGCCAGCAGAUCAAGGAACACAAGGCUCAACAUUGGUGCCAUAUCGGUAUCAACACCUUUCGUAUUCCAUCCCCGAUCUCGACCAAGCCUGCCGAUUCCUCCCCCGCUCUCCCGCUCUCAUGUGAGGCCCGGCCUGGACAUCACGCCACAAUGGAAGAGCCACGAGAGCGUCAUCACUUCUCGAGUUCCUGGUUCUAGAGAUAUACUUUGCACCCUCUACCUCCCUAAAUCACAGGUAUUCUGUAUAAAGGAAACGAUUCCCUUCCACGUAUCCUUCGUAUCGUCCGCCAUGUCCUUAGCCUCCCUGCUUCCUUACGUUCCCACGAAUACCCCUGCCAACACCAACAGAUACACUCGGAUACAACUCCUUCGUCAGACCAGCGUGGACGCCAAGAAUGAUUAUGUUCCUGCAGGUACCAAAACAGAGAUGUGGCGCGUGGCUAGUCUAGGCGAGGGGUCAUUCUGGCGAACUAGCGAUGGGCCCGACUGGAUUACCUUUUCUGGGGAGUUGAAGGUUAGCCCUAACGUGCAGCUUGGUGGUUUCAAAGCAGGAGGUUUAUGGGUAAAAGACUGUAUAGUGUUUUCCAUUUCUCCACCCGACUCCCUCAAAGGUCCCAUCGGCGACCUACGCGAAGUCUAUCCUAUCCGUCUUGUAACUGACCCAUGGGAGAGCGGACCCCGCGCGGGAAUGAUUCAGCGGGAGAGUUCAGCGGGGUCGGAUGAGUCCACGUAUGAACAACCGUACCUUGCGUAUGCUGGUCAUUAG
Stereum hirsutum FP-91666 SS1 is the source of this 1317-nucleotide messenger RNA. RefSeq lists its product as uncharacterized. The record is from RefSeq and is a predicted model, not a curated record. The transcript is spliced from 8 exons. NCBI's taxonomy places the organism in Eukaryota, Fungi, Basidiomycota, Agaricomycetes, Russulales, Stereaceae. The coding region runs from base 1 to 1317 and encodes 438 amino acids.